This is a messenger RNA of Aureobasidium namibiae CBS 147.97, 1338 nucleotides long. Its product is annotated as ornithine decarboxylase-like protein. Lineage: Eukaryota; Fungi; Ascomycota; Dothideomycetes; Dothideales; Saccotheciaceae. The record is from RefSeq and is a predicted model, not a curated record. Bases 1 to 1338 code for a protein of 445 amino acids. Gene Ontology annotation, molecular function: ornithine decarboxylase activity. The transcript has a single exon. Gene Ontology annotation, cellular component: cytoplasm.
AUGGCACCUUCGGCUAUCUCUCCGACCACUGAGCACUAUGCAUCUCUGUCGCUGAAAUCAUCAUACACCCCCCGUCUCGAAGAAAGCCACAAUGGGAAGGCUCUGUCCAAGCCCAUGAUCGCCCGUGCCCUGUACCAGCGCGUCCAGAGCAUUGAUCAAGACACUUGCGAGCCCGGCGAAGAGGAUGCCUUCUUCGUGGCCGACAUGGGCGACAUCUACCGCCAGCACCUGCGCUGGAAGAAGCACCUCAACCGCGUCAAGCCCCACUAUGCCGUCAAGUGCAACCCCGACCCCCAAGUCCUGCGUCUACUGGCUGCCAUGGGCACUGGCUUCGACUGCGCUUCCAAGGCCGAAAUCGACAUGGUCCUCCGCCUCGGUGUUGACCCCUCUCGCAUCAUCUACGCCCAGCCUUGCAAGACAAAGUCCUACGUUCGCUACGCUGCAAAGCAGGGCGUGCGCCAGAUGACUUUCGACAACGCCGACGAGCUUUACAAGAUCAAGGAUCUUUACCCCGAUGCCGAGCUCUACCUCCGUAUCUUGACCGACGACUCGGCCAGUCUCUGCCGUCUGAGUCUCAAGUUUGGUGCUUCGCUCGACGACACGGGUGAUCUUUUGGCCCUUGCUAGCAAGCUCGGUCUCAAUGUUGUCGGUGUCGCUUUCCACGUCGGAUCGGGCGCCUCUGACCCUGCAGCCUUCCUGAAGGCUGUCCGCGACGCUCGCUUCGUCUUUGACCAAGCAGCUGCUCUAGGUUACGACCUGAAGACCCUCGAUGUUGGCGGUGGCUUCGUCAGCGAGACCUUUGACGCCAUGGCUGCCGUGCUGUCUGCCGCUCUGGACGAGUAUUUUCCUCCUAGUGUCCGUGUCAUUGGCGAGCCUGGCCGCUACUACGUCUCCUCUGCCUUCACCAUCGCCUGCAACGUCAUUGCCCGCCGCUCAGUCGAAGACAAGGCUCUUGGCCUCAACAGCUACAUGCUCUACCUCAACGACGGCGUCUACGGCAACUUCAGCUCCAUCAUGUUCGACCACCAACACCCGAUCCCUCGCGUCUUGAAGGCUGCAAACUCGCCCGCCUCCACCUACGACGCAGUAGCCGCUUACGAUGCCAACAUCCAGUCUCCCAUCGAGUACUCCAUCUGGGGACCUACUUGCGAUGGCAUCGACUGCAUCUCCGAGAGCUGGACUUGUGCACAGACCCUGGAUGUGGGCGACUGGCUGUACUUUGAGGAUAUGGGUGCGUACACCAAGUGCAGCGCUACCAAGUUCAAUGGAUUCAGCGACAGCCACGCCACUGUCUACAUUUCCAGCGAGCCCGGUGCUUCCGCCCUUUUGGGAUACUAG